GGUCGGGAGAUGAGUGAGGUGUAUUACGCCCUGCCAAGACCAGCACCGUAUAUUCCGGAUAUUAAUUACAAAACAACUAUAACUAAAGACCCGGGCAGUUCCCAAUAUACACUGGCGUCAAAAGGAGAGACACCGACGGCAAAUCCAACAUGUGCAUCUGGAAGUGUUUCUUUAACUCCUGUAUACGGUAUAAACAGGGCGUUGUUCUUUCUGACAAAUACCGCUAUACAAGUCACGUGGUCAAGUUGUCCUACAAAGUACACACUGAACAUGCGAUGUGCAAACUAUAAGAUGGGUCAGAAGAAAUGUUUGAUUAAAGACACAGUAUUCAGUGUUUAUAUACAUGGUAAUAUGAAUGAUGCACCAAUCACCGAGAUUAUAGAAGAUCUGUGCCGAGCUACAGGAGUAAAGUUUGGUUCGCCUACCUUAGAAUGGUACUUUUCAUUCGGAGAAAAUACUCUUUGUUGACAAGUGAAAAACUGAACAUUUCUACGAAGUCCCGAGAGCACUGUUGGAAAGUUACAACCAAUGAUAUUACUUUAUUUUCUCUCAAAUAGUUUACCUUACUUUUAUUCUCAAUUUAUAUUCAGAUAUUUUUGUUUAAAGAAUGUACAAGAAUAUAAAAUAUGAUGUAAAACUUUGACAUUGGGCUGUUGCUACUGUUGUUAUAACUUGUAACACGACCCAUUUGGACAUUUCUGGUGAAUUUAUUUCUGUAUUAUUCAUGUUAUUUUACAUGUAUGUAUGUAUCAAAUAUUUGCAAUAAAAUAUUAAUAUAUUGAUAACAAAUAAUAACAUUUCGCAAACAAACAAAAAUCAGUGAAACAAAAUGUUAUGGCCUUUAGAAUCGUCCUAACGGCUUGGGUUAUAUUUACAAGCACUCCGUUUAAGGCCAUAUAACAGGUCAACGAUCUUUAUAACUAAUAAUAUAAACGUAACGAUUAUCCAAUGAAAAGCGACGUUACAAGCGUGCAGUAUUACGCACGGAAAUAUUAUCUCUCAGAUGCCUUUACCCAAUUUGUAAUGCCCGAAAAUUCCUAUUUUGUGUAGCAUUAUUAAAUGUGAAUAUAAAGUGUUUAAUUUGAUGCAGCCAUGAAUAUAAAUAAUAUAAAAACACGGCUGUCCAAUAAAAAUGAACGCUAGAAACGUGUAGUAUUAUAAACAUGUAGAUCUAUAUAUAUUAUCUCAGUA
Molecule: messenger RNA, 1191 nt
Organism: Ruditapes philippinarum (Manila clam)
Lineage: Eukaryota; Metazoa; Mollusca; Bivalvia; Venerida; Veneridae
Exons: 5
Coding region: 10-468 (152 amino acids)
Source: RefSeq, a predicted model, not a curated record